CAAGAAGACAUUCUACAUUUCCUGAAAAUUUAUCAAAAGACCUUGUUAAAAAAAAAUCACGCCACAUAUUCCAAGUUUAUUUCGUGUCGUCUAUUCUCCUCGCAAUAAAAUUAAACAUUCGACUAAAUGUGGAAUUUAUAAAGAAACGAGACAAUUUUUUUCUACACCACUAUCAAUAUUUUAGUACUUUAAAAAAAAAUUUUUUUCCAAUCAACUGUAACAACAAAAGAGAUGACGUUAAUUGAAGGCGUGGGCGAAGAAGUAACCGAUUUCUUCAUAAUUGUUGGUGUUUUAUUAAUUGGUUGGCUCGCAUGGUGCUCGACAAAUAUCAGUGAUCAACCAUUAAUACGAACGGUACUUAUAUUACAACAUCGAACACGUACACGAAUCGCCGAAUUAUCAGCCAAUAAUAAUGUAAAUUCAUCGAGUCAAACGGCAAAUUUAGAUACAUCGGAAGAUGAAAAUAGAAUAAGUGAUUCAACAAAUGUCAACGAUCAAGAAACAUCUGUCGAAAAUGCGACGGAAGUGCCAUCGGAAACGAAUGCGAGUACAAAUUCAGCGGAAACAGCAACUUCGGAGGAAGUUUUAAUUGAAGCUAUGGAUUCGUUUAAUAAUGAUGAUGCAAGAUUAAUUCAAAGACAGGCGAAAUUAAGUAGUUCGGAUUCAACUGAUUCACAAACAACAGUGAAUGAAACAACACAGGAAUUAAUUGAUGAUGAAAAUAUUGCUGAGGAUUUGUCAACAUUAAGUGAAGAGACGAAAAUAAGUAUUAAAUUGAAAUUUAUUAAUGAUGAUCAAAAAUUGGUCACGGGAAAUCUAAAGGAAUUGCUUGGAGAUUUUAAAAGGCGACACUUUCAAGACGAAUUGGAAUCACAAAAACUCGUACGUCUCGUAUUCAAUGGACAAGUUCUUCAGCCCGACAGUAAAACAUUGGAGCGUUGUGGUCUCUUCAACAAUUGUGUCGUUCACUGUCUCGUUCAUCAGCCUCGACCAGCUUCAAUAACAUCAUCAUCAACAUUGGACAAUUCAUCAUCAAUUUACUUCAAUCCACAAACAUUUCAGGACAUUCCUGAUGCAACGGGUCUCAGUUCAUUGCAAGACGAAUGGGAUCUAAGUAGACUUUUAUGCAGCAUUUUAACACUCGUACUGGGUCUCGCUUGGUAUUCGCAUUUUCAUUAUUCCCAAUUAUUCACCGUAACAACCACACUCGCUCUAUAUGCACUAACUGCAGUUUUCACCGUUUCCAUAUUCGGUCACUUUUUCUCGAAUCAAGAAAAUGUCCGAGUCGUUGAAUAAAUUUUGUUCUAAUUUUUCUUUUUUUUUUUUUUAUUAUAAAAGCAAUAAAUUGUGAUUUUUGUCUACUUGUUUUUUUCUUGUCGAAAACAAGUGAAAGAGUGCAAAAUAUUUUUUCCGCUGGUAGUUUUUUUUUUCUUUUUUUUUUUAAGUGAAAAAAAAAUGUUUGCACGAAUAUUUUUGCUGUUGAUAUAAUAUACUGCGAAUUUGGUGUAAUUAGCGAUGAUCCUAGUCUUACUUUUUAUUGCUAGGAAUAUAAAAUAUAUCGUUGUUUGUAUACUAAAAGUCGAUAAUACAAUAAAUUUGUAAAAUUCGCGUCUUAUUGAAAUAAUGAAAAUUUGUAAUGUGCUUAAAAAUUAUGACUGCUUGUGAAAAAAGAUUUUAAAUUUUUUCAUCUCAUGUCAUAAUUUACAUUUUUAGAUAGUUUUUCCAUUUUUCGCAAAAUUAUAACCAACUCUAGUAUCGGUUAUAUUUUCAAGAUUUCUCAAAUAUUUAUACGAAGAAAAAAAUUUCUAAAAAUUGAAUAAUAAUAUUAAAAAAAAAACAGAUUUUCAGUAAAUUUAGGUAGGGUUAAAUUUUGUUUAUUUAUUUCCAUUACAAAGGAUUUGAUAAUAGAAGAAAAGGAAAAGAGGAGAGUGUAUAUUAAAAAAAAUAAUUUGUACAGUGUAUAUAACUAUUACUAUUAAAUUAAUUAUAUAUUCACAAUUACUGUAGUGAUUAACUAACAAAUUAUUUUUAAUUUUUAGUCAAAAAAAAAAAAUUGCGAUGGAAUUUUUUUCCCUAUAUGUAUACAUAUCUCUCAAUAAUUGCGUAGAAUAACAAUCUUUCAUUGUAUAUUAUCAUUUUAUCGCAAUUUUAAUUUUAUUCUUACUUCUCCAUAUUUUUUUAUUAUUAAUUUUUACUUUUCUUUCAUUCUUGUUUAUUUUUUCUCCAUUCCACUUAUUAUUUUAUAUCAAUAUUUUCGUUGUUUAUACUUUUUAAUCAUCAUUUUUCGUUGUUAAAUCUUUUUUUCGUUAUUUAAACAAUUAAAUACUUAUGUCUUAAAUGUGAAAUUAUAAAAGAAAGUUUAAUCGUCGAUGAUAAAAAAAGUGGUUGAUCAAUAAACUACAUUAUGUCAUUAUAA
This is a messenger RNA of Leptopilina heterotoma, 2416 nucleotides long. Its product is annotated as transmembrane and ubiquitin-like domain-containing protein 1. The transcript has 4 exons. The record is from RefSeq and is a predicted model, not a curated record. The coding region runs from base 232 to 1296 and encodes 354 amino acids. Lineage: Eukaryota; Metazoa; Arthropoda; Insecta; Hymenoptera; Figitidae. Gene Ontology annotation, molecular function: protein binding.